Messenger RNA from Plasmodium relictum, 3102 nucleotides. Its product is annotated as conserved Plasmodium protein, unknown function. The transcript is spliced from 3 exons. The record is from RefSeq and is a predicted model, not a curated record. The coding region runs from base 1 to 3102 and encodes 1033 amino acids. NCBI's taxonomy places the organism in Eukaryota, Apicomplexa, Aconoidasida, Haemosporida, Plasmodiidae.
AUGAAAAAAGCAAAUUUGUUCAAAGAUGAAACAGAAAAAGCUAUUGUUCAUUUCAUUGUGUAUUUUAUAGGUAUAUUACUAAUAUUAUGUGUAUAUUAUAAUUAUAUAAUUUUUAAAUAUUACUUUUAUUCUUUAUUCUGGGCAUUUAUCAUUUCUAUUCCUUUACAUCAUGUUAAAGUGAAGUUAUCAGAAUUUUUAAAGAAAAAGAUUAUAAAAAAAAAAAAAUAUAUAAAAUCUAUAAAUGCAAAGAAUAAGUCAAAUGAUGAACUAAACAAAAACGUGAAUGAAAAAGGAGACAAUAACAAAUACGAUGAAAAUGAAAAUGAAGAUAAACUAUUAAAGCUUAUUAAUGAGAAAAAUUUAAGUAAAGAAAAUAAAAAUUUAUUUAAAGAUAUUAAAAGAAGAGAUAAAAAUAAUAUAAACAAUGAAAAUAAUAAAGAAAAUUUUUUUCUAAAUUAUGUGGAGAACAUACAAGAAAAAGAUGUGUUAUUAAAAAAUAAAGGAGAUAGUAUAUAUAAAAAAAGUUUUUAUAAACUAGUGGAAAACAUUAGAAAAGAGUUAGAUAUAUACACGUAUAUAUUUUUUUUAAUAAUAAAGCCAAUAUAUAAAGAAGAAAAAAAAGACAAUAAUAAUAAUAGUUUUAAUAAUUAUGAAAAUGGAAAUGCAAGCGAAAUUUAUUUUUUAAUUUUGCAUAGAAUUAUAUUUUUUUAUAUUCUAAAAAGCGUAUUUUAUAAAUAUAAAGAGUUUUUGUUAUCUAUUUUUAUUUGUGUUUUUUUUGUUUUUGUUUUUUAUAAAAUUAUAAAAAUAAUAUGGUUUCUGUAUUUUUAUAAAAUAUUUAGAAAAUAUUAUCAGAAAUAUUCUUUCUAUUUCUCCUUUGAUUUUUCUUUUAUUUAUAAACGUUAUAUGAAUGAUAUAUUAACAAUUCUGAUCAUUAUCUUUGCAAUUAUUAUUUUUGCUUCUAUUUCAGUUUUCUUUAUUUUCAAUAUAUAUGGAGAAUCCGUGUUUAUAAUUAAUUCAAUUAACAAUUAUCUUUCAGUGAAUUUUAAGAAUGCAUCCAUUAUUAAAAAUUUUAAAAAAUUUUAUAGAAAGAGAGGAAAAGAUGACAUUGAAAAUUUAUAUGAAUUAGUCAAUUUAACAAAAUUACCUUUUCUAAGUAAUAAUACAAUUUCAUCUAUUUAUGGUCAUCUAAAAAGGGCUUUUGAUAUAUACGAAAAUAUUUAUUCAUAUAAUUUUACGAAAAAUAAGAUUUCUAUAAACACUUGUUGUCUGCCAUUAUUUAUUGAAAGGUUUAAUAUUCUUAAGGAGAAUAGUUUAAGCAAUAUAAAAAGAUAUAUACAUUUUUUAAAUGAAAGAAAAAACUUCAUUUUUCAAAAGUACAAUAAUUGUGAUAAUGAAGUAUGCUUACAUAAUGAUGAAAGUGACGCACAUAACUUUCUUAAUGUAAAAAAAUUAUAUCAUAAUUUUACUAAAGAUAAAUCUUCUUUAAAUAAUAAAUCAGAAACUAUUACAGAAAAUUAUCAUGAAACAAAUAAUGCUAAUAAAAAAUUAUUUAAAACCAAUUUUGAUAACCUAGGAGAAAAUGAUCAAACAGAAAAAGAAAAAUAUAAUUUAUAUGAAGAUUCAAACGAUAUAGGAGAAAAUAACUUAUACAAUAAGAAAAUGAAAAAAAAAGAAAAGAAAGGGAUAUAUAAUAAUGAUUUAAAAAAAUUAAAUAAUUCAGGUAGUGAAGAAAAUAAUAAAUUAAUGGUAAAAUUAUAUGAUCCUAUAAAAGAGAAAAACUUUAAGUUUAAAGAAUUUAUAAAUUAUAUAUAUAAUGUAUUUUUAUCAUUGAAAAAAAUAGAGGAUAUUGGUAAAUUAGCAAAAGUUCUUAUAUUUAAUAAUAGUUAUGGAUUAUUAAAAAUAAUGAUUUUUUUUAUAUUAGUAUUCUUUAAUUUUUUUAUGUUUACAUUCGAUGCAAUAGUUCAAGCAUUCAUAUUUUUUACUGCUUUAUAUUAUCUAAUAUCAUCGAAAAAAUCAGUAUUAAACUAUUUAAAAGAUAUCCUAUUAGUAGUUGAUCCAUCUAGUAUUUUCUUUCAUAAUAUAACAAAAAAUUUAAAAGCUAUCAUUAUAUGCACAUUAAAAAGAAUAUAUUUUUAUACAUUGUACAUAUGGUUGAUAUUUUCAUUUUUUCAAUUUCCUAUAAUUUACGUUCCAACUUUAUGUUGCAUAAUUUUGUCAUUAAUUCCAGUUAUAUCACCAGAAAUUAUUAUCUUAAUUAUUAUUUUACAUUUAUGGAUUAUAAAAAAACAAAAAAUUGUAUCAUUAAUAUUAUUUAUAAUCAAUUUUUUUAUAUAUUGGUAUUUUACAACAACUAUUUAUAAAGAAAUUCCACAUACACAUUCUUGGCUAGUCUCUCUUUCUUUGUUCUUGUCUAUCAGCACAUUUGGAUCGAAAGGUUUGAUUUUAGGGCCAUUAAUUGGAUCUAUUCCAUUAAUUUUACACCAGAUAGCCAUUAAUAAAAAUAAAUCAAUUCAUUUGAAGAAAAAAAAAAAAAAAAAAUUAAACGAAAAAGAAAAAGAAAAAGAAAAAAGAAGAAAGAAAAAAAAUAAAAGAAAUCAAGAAAUUAAAAAGUAUUCUCAUAAACGUUUACAAAAUAAAUUUAAUAGAUAUCCUAAUAUUAUUAGAUAUUCUGAAAAAAAAUGUAGAGAAUUUAAAAAAGAGAGAAGAGAAAAAAUAUUUUUGUGGAAAAAUAAAUUUGUUAAUUUAUAUAAAUUAAUAGAAAUUAAUAAAAAUAAUAUGAGUACAAAUAAAGAAGAAGAUAAAAGAAAAAGUUGUAUAAGUUACAGUGACACUACUUUAAAAAAAAGAGUAUCGCCUUUUCAGAAACAUAUUUGUGAAGAUCAUAUGUGCAAAGACGAAAAUAAGAUAGCUCUUUAUAUUUAUAAAAGAAACAAAGAAAAAAAUAAAGAAAAAAAAAUUAUCCAUAAUUUAAUAUCAAAAAAAAUUAAAAAUAAAAACAAAAAAAAAAUGCCUUAUAAAAAAUCAAAGAGUUUAAUAUACUUUUAUGAUCAAUUUCAACAAAAUUUGAAUUAUUUUUUUUCAUGUAUAACAAAUAAUACUUAA